This is a messenger RNA of Schistocerca nitens (vagrant locust), 1026 nucleotides long. RefSeq names its product pickpocket protein 28-like. Gene Ontology annotation, molecular function: ligand-gated sodium channel activity. Lineage: Eukaryota; Metazoa; Arthropoda; Insecta; Orthoptera; Acrididae. Gene Ontology annotation, biological process: sodium ion transmembrane transport. The transcript is spliced from 6 exons. The record is from RefSeq and is a predicted model, not a curated record. Gene Ontology annotation, cellular component: membrane. Bases 1 to 1026 code for a protein of 341 amino acids.
AUGCGCGACCUGUGGCGGACUGCGAGCGAGACGCCCACCGCCACGUCGGUGGCCACCACGCACCACCCGCUGUCCUCCGUGCCCUUCCCCGCCGUCACCGUCUGCUCCAUCAACAGGGUCCAGGCCGCCGCCGCCGCCCGCUUCUACUCCUCCUCGGGCUUAGAGUCAGCGGGCCUCAGCAGACAGGCGUACAAUCAGUUCCUCUUCAAUAUGGUAGACAUGGCACUGCCAGAGGAAUCCACAUCCGUGUCUGAGGACGCCAUAGCGGUGCAGACCUUCCUUAUGGCCAAAAACUACACGCUGGGGAGCGUAAUGAAGCAGAGUCAGGUAUUAUUUUCUGCACCUAUGUUCCAGCUAGCUCAACCAUGUGAAGAAAUGGCCCUCCAUUGUCGCUGGAGGGGGAAGUCCUGCAAAUGCAAGGAGCUGUUCAGACGCCGGAAAACUGACGCUGGAUACUGCUGCUCUUUCAACUACGAGGGCGUACGCACGAACGCUGCCGGCCUGCUGUCGGGUCUGACGGUGCUACUGGACCCCCAGCUGGAGGACUACCAGGCGGCCACCUUCUCCUUCUACGGCUUCCAGGUGCUGGUGCACUCGCCGGUCGAGUUCCCCGACGUCAUCGCCAGGGGACACGUCGUGAAGCCCUCGUCGGAGGCGUUCCUCCAGGUGACGGCAGAGCAGACGAUGAGCACGGACGCGGUGCGCCGGCUGUCGCUGCAGCAGCGCCAGUGCCUGUACCCCAACGAGGGCGGCUACGCCACGGCGAGCGUCGACUACUCGCGCUCCAACUGCCUCACUGCCUGCCGCGCCAGACACAUGAUGCGCCAUUGCCGCUGCGUCCCCUACUUCUACCCGUCCGUCCUCAGGUUCUUCAGCAGCUUCAAACCAGACAGUGGGGAAGUGUCUGGAGAUGAAUCAGGCAUGUCCUGCGACUGCUACCCUGGUUGCUUCGACACCGCUUAUUACCUCAGUACUACGUCGGGAUGGCUCUUCCAGUCCCAGUACGACACCACCAAGUUCUUGUAA